Molecule: messenger RNA, 1309 nt
Organism: Botrytis deweyae
Lineage: Eukaryota; Fungi; Ascomycota; Leotiomycetes; Helotiales; Sclerotiniaceae
Exons: 2
Coding region: 278-1309 (343 amino acids)
Source: RefSeq, a predicted model, not a curated record
UGGAGGGGUGCGAGGGGUGAAUUUUGGAUAAAGGGUGGGAAGGCUCUUUUUUCUUUUUUCUUGUUCCUUGAUUAUAUUCCGUUUGGAAGGUUAUAUUAGUGAACGCAUACCCACCGAUCUUGAUAUUGGAGAGAUUGGUUUUAUUACUUCGCUUUGCUUGUUUGUUUCUUUCUCGGGAUACAAAAACAUCUAUCUACCUACAGGUACAUACAUACAUACAUACAAUACUUAAAAAUAACACUCUACAUACAAUCAUACCUCAAACGCAAACGCAAACAUGGAAACAGUAAAUAACAUCGCGGCUGCUGCGUCAAAGGUUAUCUGGGGCGAGCCUCAAGAAACGACAGAUGCGGCAAAUGCAACGGUAGUGCCAGAGACGAAGGGAACGGAACCGCUUAGUGGAGAGUUGGGCGAUACGAAGAAGGGGGAGCCGUAUGAUUUGGGGAAUGCGGAUUCCACAACCACACAAAAAACCCUUUCCUCCACCACCGACGGUACCACAUCCACUUUCACACCCACCGACACCACGACUCUCUCUCCCCCGGGCCUCGCCGCCAAACCUCUCGAAUCCUCCUCUACCUCUACCUCCACCGUCUCUCCAACCCCCGACUCCGUAUCCCGCACGCUCGCCGAAACACACAUUGCGCCACUUUCCUCCGAUUCCUCUGAUCCUACCAUCUCCACCUCCACCUCCACUUCCAUCAAACCCACUUCUGAAAAACCUUUAAUCUCCGAACACAUCAAUCCGAAUCUCCCGUCCUCAACCACCACAACCACAAGCACAACCGAACCACCAAACCCCACCGGUAAACCCAUCGAAACCUCAACAUUAAGCGCAACCGCAACCGCAACCGCAACCGACAAACCAAGCAGCACAGCCAACGCCCAAGACAUCCCUACCGAUCUCCAACCGCUCGGCGCAAACCCAUCAUCAUCAUCAAACCCAUCCUCAUCAAACCCAUCAUCUUCGGCACCGGAAACCCCCGCGUCCGAAAACACAGGCACCGGAGAAACACAAAUCAAGAGUUCGGGGUUAGUAGCCGAGGAGGGAAAUUUCGAUGCGACGAGGCCUGGGGCUGAGAGGGAAGCAGAUCGAUUAUUGGGGAAGGAGGAGAGUGUAAGUGCGGGGGGUAGUGAAGAGGACCAUGACCAUGACCAUGACCAUGACCAUGACCAUGACCAUGACCAUGACCAUGACCAUGACCAUGACCAUGACCAUGAACAUGAACAUGAACAUGGGGAGGGAAAGAAAGAGGGAAAGUUGACGCAUUUGAAGGAGAAGAUUAAGGAGAAGUUGCAUAAGCAUUAG